UUAUGGUCUCGCGAGUGACGCAAUCGAUUUUUGUCAUGGCUUCGUUGAAGAGUGUGAGGUAAGAUUACUGCAAUGGCAUCUCGAACCGCAAGCAACUGCUAAAAGCCGCUAAAAUUUUCAAAUCACAGCCUCUCCUCUUCGUCUAAUGAGACUCUUCUUCAAACGCCAUUGCAGUAGUUUUACGUUUCACAAUCUCAAAAAUUUUACUUACGCAUCGACAAAAGGGUCUCAAGUUCUCCAACAUUGCAGGUCAGGCCUGCUCCAUGAUGCCCUACACAUCCUAAACUCCGUUGAUUUGUUCGAUACCGCCACCAACAAACCAAUUCUCUAUGCUUCCCUCUUACAAACCUGCAUCAAGGUUGCUUCCUUCAGCCAUGGCCGUCAAAUUCAUGCCCAUGUGGUUAAAUCUGGCCUCGAGACCGACAGGUUUGUCGGAAAUAGCUUACUUUCCCUUUACUUUAAAUUGGGUUCAGAUUAUCUGCUGACUCGAAGAGUGUUCGAUGGCCUUUUUGUCAAGGAUGUGGUGUCGUGGACGUCAAUGAUUACGGGCUAUGUUCGAGAAGGUAAACCUGGAAAUGCGAUUGAGUUGUUUUGGGAUAUGUUGGAUUUGGGGAUCGAGCCGAAUGGUUUUACUAUAUCGGCUGUGAUCAAGGCAUGCUCUGAGAUUGGGAAUUUGGUGCUUGGUCGGUGCUUUCACGGGCUAGUUCUUAGGCAUGGUUUUGAUUCAAAUCAUGUCAUUGUGAGUUCUUUGAUUGAUAUGUACGGGAGGAACUGUGCGUCAAACGAUGCACGCCAACUGUUCGAUGAAUUGCUUGAACCAGAUGCAAUAUGUUGGACCUCGGUCAUUUCAGCGUUUACAAGGAAUGAUUUGUAUGAGGAAGCAUUGGGUUUCUUUUAUUCGAUGCAAAGGACUUAUAGAUUGUCUCCUGAUGGGUUUACAUUUGGAACUGUAUUGACUGCCUGUGGUAAUUUAGGGAGGUUGAGGCAGGGUGAAGAGGUCCAUGCUAAGGUGAUUGCACAUGGGCUUGGUGGGAAUGUGGUUGUUGAGAGCAGUCUAGUAGAUAUGUAUGGAAAAUGUGGAGCCGUUGAUAAGUCCCAACUCGUAUUCGAUAGGAUGUCGAGAAGGAAUUCGGUUUCAUGGUCUGCAUUGCUUGGAGUGUAUUGCCAAAAUGGUGACUUUGAAAUGGUUAUAAAUCUUUUCAGGGAAAUGGAGGAGGUUGACCUCUAUAGUUUUGGAACGGUUAUUCGCGCGUGUGCCGGGUUAGCAGCUGUGACUCAAGGGAAGGAGGUUCACUGUCAGUAUGUGAGAAAGGGUGGAUGGCGAGAUGUCAUUGUAGAAUCAGCUCUAGUCGACUUAUACGCGAAAUGUGGUUGUAUUGAUUUUGCAUAUAGAAUCUUUGAGCAGAUGCCAUCAAAGAAUUUGAUAACAUGGAAUUCGAUGAUUCGUGGGUUUGCUCAAAAUGGACAAGGUGGGAUCGCUCUUCAAAUAUUUGAAGAGAUGAUUAAGGAAGGGAUCAAGCCCGAUUAUAUCAGUUUUAUUGGUGUCCUUUUUGCCUGUAGUCACACAGGAUUGGUUGAUCAAGGGCGACAUUAUUUUGCUCUAAUGACAGAGCAAUAUGGAAUUAAACCAGGAAUUGAGCAUUAUAAUUGUAUGGUUGAUCUUCUAGGCCGUACUGGGCUGCUAGAAGAAGCUGAAAAUUUGAUAGAAAAUGCAGAUUGUAGAAAUGAUUCGUCUCUUUGGCAGGUUCUUUUAGGAGCUUGCACUACCUGUACAAACUCUGCUACUGCAGAACGCAUAGCCAAGAAGAUGAUGGAGCUAGAGCCUCGACACCAUUUAAGUUAUGUUCUCUUGGCUAAUGUGUAUAGAGCAGUAGGCCGAUGGGAUGACGCGUUAAAGAUUAGAAAGUUGAUGAAAAACAGACAGGUGAAGAAGAUGCCUGGCCAGAGCUGGAUUUAGAGUGCCAAAACGUCAUAUCAAACCCUAAUUCAAGGCUGCCGAUGGCAUGGCAUCGAGUGUCAGGUCAGCUGUUAACUUUUUUGCUCUUUCAAGAUGAAGAACAACAGCACUAAAGAGCCUAAGAACGUGUCGAGAAUCUGCCACUCUGGUCGAAAAGGUUAUUAAGACGCAAUUGAUGGAUUAUAGAGAGCAAAUUUGUGAAUUUUCCGUGGAGAUAAUCAGUUACACUUUCAGUCAAUUAGACUAGAGAGGGAGAUAUAAGUACUUGCCGGAAUGGACAUCAAGAAAUUGAAUUUUUUUUAUUUUGAUUUUUUUUUUCUUUCCUCUGGAAAAGCUAACCUGUUUAUUUGUUACAUGUGUUUCUUAUACAUUUUUACAACGGUCUAUUUAUAUAAUAAUAAAAUG
This is a messenger RNA of Momordica charantia (bitter melon), 2362 nucleotides long. RefSeq names its product Pentatricopeptide repeat (PPR-like) superfamily protein. Gene Ontology annotation, molecular function: RNA binding; protein binding. NCBI's taxonomy places the organism in Eukaryota, Viridiplantae, Streptophyta, Magnoliopsida, Cucurbitales, Cucurbitaceae. The record is from RefSeq and is a predicted model, not a curated record. Gene Ontology annotation, biological process: RNA modification.